AUGAACGGUAGAGUUUCCAAGGCCUGGACCCGCGGCUCUCGUGUACAACUCUCCAAGGCCUUGCAAGAAACGCUGCUGGACGCUGUUGCGGGUAACAUUGCGGGUGCGCAUAGCGGAGAUUUCGCCGGGGCCGCGACACCCGUACAAGCUCGGAAAAGGCGACUCGACGGGACAGAGAGCGAUCCGUCGCCCGCGAAGAGAGCCCGAUUAACACGGACAGACACGCAACAGCCUGGAGUUGAGAAAUCAGAGCAGGCGGGCAAGCUUGUGCAGACGACUCUACAACAGCCAAAGCCCAACCAGCAUCCAUACGCCUCAUUCCUCAAAGACUUUGUCGACCCCGUACAUCCGGCCCCCGGUCCCGCGUCCGUCCACACCUUUGUUUCCGAGUGGCUCGAAUCGGUCGGAUCAGAUCGAGAUAAGCACUGCCGGUCGGACAGCCAUUUGCACCAUUCAGACGGCGAUCACAUUUUGAGACAGCUCACGAGAUCGGCGCCGGAGAUGGGUUACACACGGUACGUCGAUGGGUUUGCGUACCGAGCGUCACACCCCGGAUUGGUCGCGCCCUCAGACCUGAACGGCGCUACUUCUGGCUCAGGUCGAUCGUCUGGAAGGAGCCUCGUCGAGGAUCCAGAUUACAGGGAUCUGAACCUGGCCGCAAAUAAUGUCUACAUGCGCCAUCCAUGCGACCCAAUCCCGGAACACAUUACCGACCUUGUUGAUUAUGUCGGCCAGGACCGUGAUUCUCCAGGUCCGUCAGUAGAUGAAGUCAGGCAAGAUAGGGAUCUGCAUGAUCUCUCGAUGGGCGCCGGAGAACCUCAAGUGGAAGAGUAUUUCCGUACCAAUAUUUACCCUUACCCUAAGUCGAUAGAGAGCCUACAACGUAGCGACAGACAGCCGAUGGCUAAGCACACUAUCCCGAGUACCGGAUCUAUACUCAAAGUCAGCAACCUAGUACCCGACAUGCUCUACGGAUAUAACCGCCAUGGAGCAUUUCCUCAGCAACAAUCCCAACUUAUAUCCAUGGGGCGUGAACCGAGGGCGAAUAAUCAGGGUCUGAUAUACCCAUUCUUCGUCAUCGAGUUCAAGGGUGACGGCCCUACCGGCGUAGGGAGGGGUUUAUUCUCCUGCGUUAAUAUCGCUGAACACCUUAACCGCCAGCUGAGGAACUGCAAGAACGAUGAGGUCCGUCCGAUUAAUAGUGCCGCAUUCAGUGUUGCCAUGAGUGGAACAGAGGCGCGACUCUUCAUCUCGUGGAAGCAUGAUGAGCUUGAGUACUAUAUGGCGAAUGUCGAGAGUUUCUUGCUCCAGAGGCCGGAUCACUACCUGGAGUUCCGCAAGUACGUCCGGAACAUUAUCGACUGGGGGAAGGACAAACGACUGAAAGAGAUCCGGAAUUCUCUGGACAGCCUUCUGGAGGAGAGCAGGCAAAGAGCUUCCGAGGCGGCGAAGUCCCGCCUACCACCAUCUGAUGGUUCUGCCACUAGCAGCGGCGAGAAGCGCAAAUCUUCAUCGUCGCGACGAAACAGCAGUAGAUCCAACGGCGUGCAAGAACAAAGCGGCGGAGCAAAUGAGCCGUGGGAAUGGACUAAGACAACUCUACAAGACGCCCAUAAUGAUUACUGGACUUGGAGUACCAGUCGCAGGAAGUAG
Molecule: messenger RNA, 1653 nt
Organism: Lasiosphaeria miniovina
Lineage: Eukaryota; Fungi; Ascomycota; Sordariomycetes; Sordariales; Lasiosphaeriaceae
Exons: 6
Coding region: 1-1653 (550 amino acids)
Source: RefSeq, a predicted model, not a curated record